Messenger RNA from Fusarium keratoplasticum, 3471 nucleotides. Its product is annotated as DNA-directed RNA polymerase subunit beta. Lineage: Eukaryota; Fungi; Ascomycota; Sordariomycetes; Hypocreales; Nectriaceae. The coding region runs from base 1 to 3471 and encodes 1156 amino acids. The record is from RefSeq and is a predicted model, not a curated record. Gene Ontology annotation, biological process: DNA-templated transcription. Gene Ontology annotation, cellular component: RNA polymerase III complex. The transcript has 4 exons. Gene Ontology annotation, molecular function: DNA-directed RNA polymerase activity; ribonucleoside binding; DNA binding.
AUGCCUUUGGUAGACGAUGGAUUCGAGGCCCUCCUGGAGCCUUUCUACAAUGGAAAGAAGCUCACGGAUCCCAUCUCCACCAAGGAGGAUAAAUUCCAGCUUCUACCAGCCUUCCUAAAAGUCAAGGGCCUCGUUAAGCAGCACAUCGACUCGUACAACUUCUUCGUCGAGCAAGAGAUCAAGGAUAUUGUUCGCGCCAACCGGACCAUCCGCAGCGACGUGGAUAGCAACUUUUGGCUUGAAUUCACCGAUAUUAGAGUCGAUCGCCCCAGACGGCAGGACUGGCAAGAUGCUAAGUCGCACACCGAUGUCACUCCUAUGGAGUGCCGUCUCCGAGAUAUGACAUACGCCGCUCCAAUCCUCGUCGAUAUCCAAUACAUUCGAGACAAGCAGAGGAUCGUGCGAAAGAACGUUCCCCUGGGCCGCAUGCCUGUGAUGCUGAAGAGCUCCAAGUGCCGACUCGGUGGUGCCACCAAUACCCAGAUGGAGGAGAUGAACGAGUGCCCACUUGAUCCGGGCGGUUACUUCAUCAUCGGCGGCACGGAAAAGGUCAUUCUUAUCCAGGAGCAACUGAGCAAGAACCGUGUCAUUGUCGAAGCGGACGAGAAGAACAACGUUAUUUCCGCCUCAGUUACCAGUUCCACCCACGAACGAAAGUCGAAGACCUAUGUCACCCUGAAGAAGGACAGGAUUCUCCUCACACACAACGUCCUUGUGGAGGGAAUCCCCAUCGUGAUUGUCCUCAAGGCGCUUGGUGGAAAAUCAGACAUGGAGAUCAUGGAGCUUGUUGCGGGAUCUGAUGGCAGAUACCAAGACGAGUUUCUGGUCAACUUUGACGAGGCGACAAAAGCGGGCAUCUUUACCCAGCACCAGGCGCUAGAGUAUAUCGGUGCCAGAGUGAAGAUGGGAUCGCGCAAGGGUCAGUUUGGCCCUCAAGUGCGUCGCAACCAUGUCGAAGAAGGUCUCGACGCCCUUGCCAACCUUGUUAUUGCCCAUGUUCCCAUCGAGGAGCUCGACUUCUAUCCCAAAGCUAUCUACGUGGCUAUGAUGACCCGAAAGGUCCUCAUGGCUGCCCACAACCCCAAGCUGGUCGAUGACAGAGAUUUUGUCGGCAACAAGCGACUUGAGCUUGCUGGCCAGCUUCUUUCUCUCCUCUUUGAAGAUUUGUUCAAGCGUUUCACUGUCGAGGUCAAGAUGUCGAUCGAUAAAUUCCUCAAGAAGAACAACCGCGCAGUUCCCCUGGAUGCUGUUCACAUGAUUAGCAAUCAUGCCAACACUAUCGGAAUAGGAAUCAACCGGGCCAUCCAAACUGGUAACUGGAGCGUUAAGCGAUUCAACAUGAACCGAGCUGGUGUGACCCACGUCCUGAGUCGGCUCAGUUAUAUCGCUGCUCUUGGUAUGAUGACAAGAAUCAGCAGUCAGUUCGAGAAGACGCGAAAGGUCUCAGGUCCUCGUGCGCUCCAACCGUCGCAAUGGGGUAUGCUGUGCACUUCGGAUACCCCUGAAGGAGAAGCUUGCGGUCUGGUCAAGAACUUGGCUUUGAUGACCCAUAUCACUACAAAUGUCGAGGAAGGACCCGUGAAGGAGACUAUCCUGACGAUCGACAAGGAAGUUGAGGCUAUUGAGAAAUUCUCUGGUUCAAUGAUGCACCGGGAAGGGAGCUACAUCAUUCAUGUCAAUGGUACGCCAUUCGCAUUGACACGGAACCCGAAGAGGUUCGCACAAAGGUUCAGGACAUUGCGACGAAGAGGCGGUGUCUCUCCCUUCGUGGGCAUCAACAUCAACACACACUUCAACGCCAUCCAUAUCGCAACUGAUGAAGGUCGAAUUUGCCGUCCUUAUAUCAUUGUCAAGAAUGGGCAACAGAAGCUGAAGCCAGAGCACCUUCGACUACUUCAACUUGGAAAAGUCACCUUUGAUGAUUUCCUCAGACAGGGCGUCGUUGAGUACCUGGAUGUGAACGAGGAGAAUGACGCCCUCAUCACCAUCUACGAAGACCAAGUAACGCAAAGUACCACCCAUCUGGAGAUUGAGCCGUUCACCAUCCUGGGUGCAGUUGCAGGACUGAUUCCAUUCCCCCACCACAACCAAUCGCCUCGUAAUACUUAUCAAUGUGCUAUGGGUAAACAAGCCAUUGGUGCCAUCGCCUAUAACCAGUUCAACCGAAUCGACACUCUACUAUACACACUCGUCUACCCUCAACGACCCAUGGUUAUCUCCAAGACCAUCCAGCUCAUCGGCUAUGAUAAACUUCCCGCAGGCCAGAACGCGACUGUGGUCGUCAUGUCGUACUCUGGAUACGAUAUCGAAGAUGCUUUGGUUCUGAACAAGGCGUCGAUCGACAGAGGAUUUGGACGUUGCCAAGUCUUCCGCAAAUACACGACCGAGCUGCAAAAAUACCCCAAUGGUCGCCGAGAGCGCAUCGGCGAUCCCCAAAAUGAAGAAGGCAAGGUCAAACAACGAAUCAAGAAGCAUGAGGGUCUCGAUGACGAUGGUCUGGCCAUUGUGGGAUACAGAAUCCACAAUGGUGAGGCCAUGAUCAAGAAGGAAACACCACUUGACCAGACAAGCACCGGCAUCGGAAUGGAUCGAGGACCCAGCGAAUACCGCGAUUCUUCAGUCUCGUACCGUAUUGCCGAUCCGGCAUACAUUGACAAGGUGAUGGUAUCCCAGACAGAGAAGGACACUACAGUCAUCAAGGUCCAGACCAGACAGACUCGUCGUCCAGAGCUGGGAGACAAGUUUUCGUCUCGUCACGGCCAAAAGGGAGUGGUUGGCAUCAUUGUCGACCAGGAGGACCUGCCCUUCUCUGACAAGGGUCUGACCCCUGAUAUCAUCAUGAACCCUCACGGUUUCCCGUCUCGAAUGACGGUCGGCAAGCUGCUCGAGUGCUUGACGGGCAAGGCCUCCAUUAUCCAUGGCCGCCCCGACUACGGAUUUGGUGAUGCCUUCCGAUCGCACCCGCUUGAGGAGAUGAGCAAGGUCCUUGUUGACCACGGAUUCUCGUGGGAGGGCAAGGAUUACUUCACAUCAGGCGUGACAGGUGAGCCGCUGGAGGCAUACAUCUUCAACGGUCCCAUCUACUACCAGCGCCUGAAGCACAUGGUUCAAGACAAGAUGCACUCUCGAUCCAGAGGUCCCAAGGCCAUCCUGACACGUCAGCCCACUGAAGGUCGUUCCCGAGAAGGUGGUCUGCGUCUGGGUGAAAUGGAGCGUGAUUGUCUGAUCGCCUACGGCGCCUCUCAGCUUCUGCUGGAACGACUCAUGAUCAGCUCGGACGGCACAGAGAUUGAUAUUUGUCAGCAGUGCGGUCUGUUCGGAUACAAGGGUUACUGCCAUACAUGCAAGAGCACGAGGGAGGUGACCAAGAUGACGAUGCCGUACGCGGCCAAGCUGCUUGUGCAGGAGCUCAUCAGCAUGAAUGUAGGAGUGCGGCUUCAGAUGGAGGAUGAGUUUCCCCAUCCGACGUAG